AUGAACCUUCUAUUCGACCCUAACGUUGCACAAAGUUUUUAUAAAGAUCACUGUAUGUCGACAUUCAAAUUUUACUAUAAUGUUCUGUGUACAUUAACCCGAAAAUAUGCAAAAAAAGGGAAAACAACCAAAGGAAUUGCCGCUGUCGCUAAAAUACGUGAAAUCAAUGUGGAGACAGAUCCAGAGAAAAUUGUAAACUGUUGCUGUAUUAAUUAUAGAAUCGGUGAACAACCUAUUCCACUGAAGCCAGAUAAUGAGUAUCCGGAUUGGCUCUGGAAAUUACGGAUAGAUAGAGGUCCUCUCCCUCUUGACGAGGUUGAUAAAAAUUCCUACUAUUAUUGGAGACGAAUUAGGAAAAUGAACCGUAACCUGACCAAUAAGUUGGCUUCCGUGGAUGGAUGGCAUAGGAAGGAUCAUCGGUCGUUUGAAAACCACGCCCUUCGGUUUUAUGGUAACAUAUACUUAGCUGUUAGUGAAUGGUCUAAUUCAAAGAAACUACUGGAAAAUAAAGAUUAAUCUAUACCACCUUGUAUUUACACAGUACGCCCAAGUAUGAUUUUUAUCUGCAAAAUAAGUUGCAAGUCACCUGAUAUUCAAUCGGAAACUAUUAUGGCAAUUCGUUCCAUUCAGUGAUGGCUUUUAAAAUCAUAAGUAGUGAAUGAUAACGUAUUGUGGUUUGUCCUGUCACUUUCUUAUGUGUGAGUAGCUUUCAUUUCUCAGUAAAAUAUACCUGUUCACAGUUAUUAGUAGAACAGUUAACCUACAAUAUUUAUCUUGACCUACUACACAACAGCUCCAAAAGAUUCUGAACUGUAUGUAAGGGUCUUAACAAUUAGGACUCAACAGUUAUUCUGAUACUAGACAAGGAUUUAAAUUUAUAGAUCACGCACCUAAACACAAGAAGUUCAUUUGAAAAGCCCAUCGUAACAAUUUACUUGCAAAUGGGAAAGUAAAAUAUGUCUCCUACAGCUUCACGCACAUUAUUUAUUUUUAAUCAGUACACAAUCAUCGCCUAUAGGAUACGAGGAUAUCUGCCUCA
Schistosoma spindalis is the source of this 1039-nucleotide messenger RNA. NCBI's taxonomy places the organism in Eukaryota, Metazoa, Platyhelminthes, Trematoda, Strigeidida, Schistosomatidae. The record is from the annotation of a GenBank genome assembly.